GUUAGUUGUAUCAUUGCCCCAUUUGUAAUGUGAUAUUGUUUGCGCGUUAGUGCAUUCGGAAGAAUAAACUAUUUAACAAUGAAAUCAUAUAAACGUAAAACCGAUAAUUACAAAAAAUGUCGUUAAUUAUUUUAUUUUUGUUAAUAUUUGUAUCUAGUGUUGUUAGUGAUGUAGUAUGCCCGAAACAAUGUGACUGUGAUAUGGUUAAUGGGUUGAAUCGCGCCGUGUGUGUUGAUCAAAACAUUAUCAACAUCGAUGUGGGAGUGCCCACUGCGUUGCAAGUGUAUAGCCUCGCACACAAUGUUAUCAGUGAAUUGGACAACUACUGUUUUAAAGAGUCCGGAUACACUUCACUACAAAUACUGGACUUAUCAUAUAAUCUGAUAUUUUGGAUUGGAUUACAUGCAUUUGCUGGAAUCGAUAAGUUAUUUCAUUUAAAUUUAAGUAGCAAUCGACUGAGAUAUAUACCAUCGGAUCUCUUUUGGGAUACACCUGAACUCAACACUCUUGAUCUAUCGUCUAACGUUUUUGAAACACUUAAAAAUGAACCUUUCAUAAUGCAUGAUAAGCUGCAGAUACUUAAUUUAAACAACUGCCGGAUCAAAUCCUUGCCGGAUAGACUGUUCACUCGACUUCCAAAAUAAAAAUUAGACCUGAGUGAAAAUUACGUAGUUACAAUAACUGCAAAUGUCUUUCGUCCUUUGCAUAAAUUAGAAAGAUUAGAACUAAGAAAUGAUUACUUGGGUUGUAAUCCAGAUUUUAUAGCCCUUGAGAAAUGGAUUAAAUCACAAGGUAUCACGUAUGAUCAACAAUGUAAAAAGAGAUUCCCGAAUAUGUCCGAGAAAAUGAUUUCAUCAGUUAUCGUGGAGAGAAAAGAAAUGGAGUUAGUUGAUGUUUGGAAUAUUACGAAAACAGAAAAUAACACAAAAGAAGUCCAAGAACCAAAAACACCUUUAACACCGUUACAAAAAUUUGACAAAGAUUUUUCAGCGCUUCAGUCUUUUGUGAUUGGGCUUGAAAUAGGUUUGGCGAUUGGUAUAGUAGGUACAUACAUAUGGCUACGCAAGUUUUGUAGAUGUAAUCGUUUAAAUUGUACAAGAACCGACAGCAGGCGCCAGAGGAGAAGAAUACAUCAAUUCACAGACGGUGACAUGAGAAGUAACUUAUUAUGGAAUAGUGGUAUAAACCCAGAUUUAGAAACUCCACCGUACUUUAGACGACAACUAUCAUUGCCUGACAGAAGUCCACCGUACGGAAUACCUGGCGUAGCAGCCUCCGGGUUACAAGUCGACGCGAUCCGCCUUCCAGAUAGAUCAGAAACUCCCCCGCCUCCGUACAAUGAAUGCCGCAUCAAUAUUUAAUAUAUUACUUAUAAGGUUAGAACUGUCCCUCGUUGGCGUAGUUUAAUUGUGUAGGUACGCGUUACGGCUAUGGCGUUGAAGUAUCGGACUUAAUCUGAGUCGAAUAAUGUGUUAAUAUUGGAUUUUUCCGCUCAGAUUUAGUCCGAAGUCUAGAAUUUUGCCCGAUUAAUGGCAAUAGCCUUAACCGAAAAUGUUGCACCUCUGACUACCCCUGAAAAAAAAAUCCGUGAUGCAAUGUAUGUAACAAUAAGAAAUAUUUAAUAAAAUAUAUUAAUAUUUUAUACAACUUUGGUAAAUAAUAUCUCCAAGAACCUAUAAAAUUGUUAUUGUAAGGAGAUAGUUCUCAUAUUUCGGAGGAAAAUUAAUUAACAUUAAGCAGAAUUUUUUGUAGGCUAUAAUGUUAUCUCCCAUAUACGGGCUUUCUUAUAUUAUAAGAUAAUUGUUAUACUCAGUUACGUACAUACUUUAACUUUAAAUGAUCAUAGGAUAAUUUUUGUAACUUGAGGUAUUUCCCUAUCAUGAACGAGUUAACGCCCUUAUAUUAAUAUUACAUACCGGAAAAAUAUAAUAAAGAAGGCGGCUUUUGAAUAAAUUCAAAUUCACUGACCUUUAGGAGAAAUUAUCAAAUCCUAAACUAAUGGCUAAUGAUCAUUGAAAUUAAUUGACGUCUCUGAGAGUGGCUAGUUUGAAGUUGCUACCAAUUAAAUUAACAUUAUACAGGAUAUCUAUAGAGACAAAAGAUGUACAUAUAAAAUUUUAUCAUUUGUGCAUAACCUUUUGUGAUAUUAUCAGAGUAUGUUUCAUGGUUAGGUAUAAGUGAGUCAUAUUUUGUAAUAAAAUUAAACAAAGACU
This is a messenger RNA of Manduca sexta (tobacco hornworm), 2213 nucleotides long. RefSeq lists its product as uncharacterized. The record is from RefSeq and is a predicted model, not a curated record. NCBI's taxonomy places the organism in Eukaryota, Metazoa, Arthropoda, Insecta, Lepidoptera, Sphingidae. Gene Ontology annotation, molecular function: protein binding. Gene Ontology annotation, cellular component: extracellular matrix.